Messenger RNA from Spodoptera littoralis (African cotton leafworm), 951 nucleotides. NCBI's taxonomy places the organism in Eukaryota, Metazoa, Arthropoda, Insecta, Lepidoptera, Noctuidae. The record is from the annotation of a GenBank genome assembly.
AUGUUACUCACCCUUGCAAUACCUAAAAAUGUUUACCGUAACCUAACCGUGUGUCAUAAAUUAUUCCCUGGUACUAUACAAUGUGCACAAAGAACACUAGCAACGUCAGACAAUGCAGAAGCUGUAGACUUGGCUUAUGCUUCUUACGAGAGUACAAGCAGUUUGAAAAGUGCAGGACGACCACCUCUAGUCAUAUUACAUGGGUUGUUAGGAUCCAAAAAUAACUGGAACAGCAUGAGCAAGGCUAUCCACAGGACGACAGGUAGGAAGGUCAUAAGUGUGGAUGCUAGAAACCAUGGAGACAGCAGACACGCUUCACAACAUACUUACAUACAUAUGGCCCACGACGUAAUGAAGCUGCUCAAGAAACUGGAGCUGUCCAAAGUAUCAAUUCUUGGCCACAGUAUGGGCGGACGCACAGCUAUGGUGCUGUCACUGCUCUGUUCUGAUAUGGUAUCAAGUCUUAUUGUGGUGGAUAUUUCGCCUGUUAAGACAAGCCCUCAGAUCUUCUCGAUGGCCAAUUUAUUUGACGCCAUGACAUCAGUAUCUAUACGGCCAGGAAUUGCAAUGUCUAAAGCCCGGAAGUUAGCUGAUGAGCAGUUAAAGAUAAUAACUCCUGAUGUGAACUUGAGAAACUUUUUGAUAACUAAUCUAGUACAAACAAAUACUGGGUCUUACACUUGGAGAGUAAAUAUUUCAGCUUUGAAAGAUAACUUCCAGUCACAUAUAUCCUGUUUCCCUUCCAAUUUGAGAGGUCUUCAAUAUUGUGGGCCUACAUUGUUUGUUGGAGGGUCCUUGUCCGACUACAUAGGGAAAAAUGAUCUGAAAGAAAUACAGGAAUACUUCCCUUUAGCAGAAUUGGUGUUCAUAGAUGGUGCUGGUCACUGGGUACAUAGUCAGAAACCAGAGAAGUUCUUAGAGACAGUUUGCACAUUUCUAACAGAAAAAUAG